Molecule: messenger RNA, 1275 nt
Organism: Diabrotica virgifera virgifera (western corn rootworm)
Lineage: Eukaryota; Metazoa; Arthropoda; Insecta; Coleoptera; Chrysomelidae
Exons: 3
Coding region: 1-1275 (424 amino acids)
Source: RefSeq, a predicted model, not a curated record
AUGGCGGAUGGACGUAGAUCUGUUUCGAAGACGACACAGGGAGAGGAACAGAAGGAAGAGAAAUCUGACCUUGAAAAAUUUAUGGAAUUAAUACUAACAAAAAUGGAAGAAAAUAAUAAUAAAAUAGAAACAAAAUUAAUUCACUUGGAUGAAAACAACAAGAAAAUGAGAAUAAAACUAGACGAGACUAGUCAAAAAGCAGAAGGAAAUAAAAAUAGUCAAAAAGCAGAAGAGAAUAAUAAAUCAGUAGAGCAGAAAUUAGAAGAAAAUAGUAAAAAAUCAGAAAGAAACAAUAAAUUAUUAGAACAAAGAUUAGGGGAGAAAUUAGAAGAAACAUUAGAGAAGAUGGAAUAUGAACUUGAGGAGACCUCUAAGAGACUAGAAGAACAGAUUGAACAAAGGGUAAGCAGGAGUAUUGGAGAAGUAAAAAUGUUAUAUGAAGAAAUGAUGAAUAAACAUGAAACAUUAGAAACAAAAUUAACUUCUGAAAAUCAAGAAAUAAUAAUUCAAAUACAACAGCAUAAAGAAAGAAUUAAUAUGGUAGAGGAAGAUAUGGAAAAGGAAGCAGAAUGGACGAACAAGAGAUUUAUGAUGGUAGAUGAAAAUAUAAAUGAAAUAAAGAAAGAACAGAAAACAUCUAAAGAAAAGGAGGAUCAAUUGGAAAAUAAAUGGAAGAUUGAAGUAAAAGAAGUGAAACAAGAAAUAGAAAAAAUGGAGAAGAAAAUAAGAAAUACAACAAAAGGAACAAUAAUACACACAAUUGAAACCUCAGAUAACAGGAUAUAUUUCAAUGGGGAUUAUAAAUCACAACAUCCAGUACCAUUCAUAAAGAUUCUCAUGACAAAAUAUUUACAGAUGCACGCAGAUGACAAAAAUAUUAUUGCCAAAAAAGAUCCCUUAAUUUGUCAGUAUACAUAUUCGUACAUAAAAGGCCGUCAAAGUAAAGGCAAUAUGGAUUUGGUAAGAAAGAAUAUGCGAAGACUUGCAAAACUCUUACACUUUGCAAGACUAAAAAAUCCAGAGAUUAAGAAACUUGUAGGUAUUCUUCGCCUAAAGAAUUUUCAACUAAUAAUUUCUGGAGUUAAUAAACUGGCAAAAUAUAAUCCAGAAACAGAAAAUUAUGAGUCACCAACGUUGGCCAUAAAUUUUGGGACAUUUAUAAAGAAAUCUUGCGACUUAGCAGAUAUUAAUCUUGUUCAGAUUGAGGACACAAGCGAUGAGAGAAAAGACCUUAAAAUAUUGAAAAAUCUUAUAGAAUCCCAAUGGUGCAAUUAA